Messenger RNA from Fukomys damarensis (Damara mole-rat), 6572 nucleotides. It is a transcript of the gene Ago1, whose product is annotated as argonaute RISC component 1. Bases 108 to 2690 code for a protein of 860 amino acids. Gene Ontology annotation, molecular function: protein binding; RNA binding. The transcript is spliced from 19 exons. Lineage: Eukaryota; Metazoa; Chordata; Mammalia; Rodentia; Bathyergidae. The record is from RefSeq and is a predicted model, not a curated record.
GCCGAGCCCGGCCCGGGAGCCCAAGCGGCGAGAGUGCGGGGUCCCUAGGCCCCUCACGCUGGACUCCACAGUCUCUGGGCCGCCUGACCUCUGCACGGGUAUAUGGGAUGGAAGCGGGACCCUCGGGAGCAGCUGCGGGCCCCUAUCUGCCCCCCCUGCAGCAGGUGUUCCAGGCACCUCGUCGGCCUGGUAUUGGCACUGUGGGGAAACCUAUCAAGCUCCUGGCCAAUUACUUUGAGGUGGACAUUCCUAAGAUCGACGUCUACCACUACGAGGUGGACAUCAAGCCGGAUAAGUGUCCCCGUCGAGUCAACCGGGAAGUGGUGGAAUACAUGGUCCAGCAUUUCAAGCCUCAGAUCUUUGGUGAUCGCAAGCCCGUGUAUGAUGGAAAGAAGAACAUUUACACUGUCACCGCACUGCCCAUUGGCAAUGAGCGGGUCGACUUCGAGGUGACAAUCCCUGGGGAGGGGAAGGAUCGAAUUUUUAAGGUCUCCAUCAAGUGGCUAGCUAUUGUGAGCUGGCGCAUGUUGCAUGAGGCCCUGGUCAGUGGCCAGAUCCCUGUUCCCCUGGAGUCUGUGCAAGCCCUGGAUGUGGCCAUGAGGCACCUGGCAUCCAUGAGGUACACCCCUGUGGGCCGCUCCUUCUUCUCACCGCCUGAGGGCUACUACCACCCGCUGGGGGGUGGGCGCGAGGUCUGGUUCGGCUUUCACCAGUCUGUGCGCCCUGCCAUGUGGAAGAUGAUGCUCAACAUUGAUGUCUCAGCCACUGCCUUCUACAAGGCACAGCCAGUGAUUGAGUUCAUGUGUGAGGUUCUGGACAUCAGGAACAUCGAUGAACAGCCCAAGCCUCUCACGGACUCCCAGCGUGUUCGCUUUACCAAGGAGAUCAAGGGCCUGAAGGUGGAAGUGACUCACUGUGGACAGAUGAAGAGGAAAUACCGCGUGUGUAAUGUUACCCGCCGCCCUGCUAGCCAUCAGACGUUUCCUUUACAGCUGGAGAGUGGACAGACUGUGGAGUGCACAGUGGCACAAUAUUUCAAGCAGAAAUAUAACCUUCAGCUCAAGUAUCCCCACCUUCCCUGCCUCCAAGUUGGCCAGGAACAAAAGCAUACCUACCUGCCUCUAGAGGUCUGUAAUAUUGUAGCUGGGCAGCGCUGCAUUAAGAAGUUGACUGACAACCAGACUUCAACCAUGAUAAAGGCUACAGCUAGGUCGGCUCCAGACAGACAGGAGGAGAUCAGCCGCCUGAUGAAGAAUGCCAGCUACAACCUAGAUCCCUACAUCCAAGAAUUUGGAAUCAAAGUGAAGGAUGACAUGACGGAGGUGACAGGGCGAGUGCUGCCGGCGCCCAUCUUGCAGUACGGCGGCCGGGUGAGCAGGAACCGGGCCAUUGCCACACCCAACCAAGGUGUCUGGGACAUGCGAGGGAAACAGUUCUACAAUGGGAUUGAGAUCAAAGUCUGGGCCAUCGCCUGCUUCGCACCACAAAAACAGUGUCGAGAAGAGGUGCUCAAGAACUUCACAGACCAGCUGCGGAAGAUUUCCAAGGAUGCAGGGAUGCCCAUCCAGGGCCAGCCUUGUUUCUGCAAAUAUGCACAGGGAGCAGACAGUGUGGAGCCCAUGUUCCGGCAUCUCAAGAACACCUACUCAGGGCUGCAACUCAUUAUCGUCAUCCUGCCGGGGAAGACGCCAGUAUAUGCUGAAGUGAAACGUGUUGGAGAUACACUUUUGGGAAUGGCAACACAGUGUGUGCAGGUGAAGAAUGUGGUGAAGACCUCUCCUCAGACUCUGUCCAACCUCUGCCUCAAGAUCAAUGUCAAACUUGGCGGCAUUAACAACAUCCUAGUCCCACACCAGCGCUCUGCUGUCUUUCAACAGCCAGUGAUAUUCCUGGGAGCAGAUGUUACACACCCUCCAGCAGGGGAUGGGAAAAAACCUUCUAUUACAGCAGUAGUAGGCAGUAUGGAUGCCCACCCCAGCCGAUAUUGUGCCACUGUGCGGGUGCAGCGACCACGGCAGGAGAUCAUUGAAGACUUGUCCUACAUGGUGCGUGAGCUGCUCAUCCAGUUCUACAAAUCUACCCGCUUCAAGCCUACCCGCAUCAUCUUUUAUCGAGAUGGGGUCCCUGAAGGCCAGCUCCCCCAGAUCCUCCACUAUGAACUUCUGGCCAUUCGUGAUGCCUGCAUCAAACUGGAAAAGGACUACCAGCCUGGGAUCACUUAUAUUGUGGUGCAGAAACGCCAUCACACCCGCCUUUUUUGUGCUGACAAGAAUGAGCGAAUUGGGAAGAGUGGUAACAUCCCAGCUGGGACCACUGUGGACACCAACAUCACUCACCCUUUUGAGUUUGACUUCUAUCUGUGCAGCCACGCAGGCAUUCAGGGCACCAGCCGACCAUCCCAUUACUAUGUUCUUUGGGAUGACAACCGUUUCACAGCGGAUGAGCUCCAGAUCUUGACAUACCAGCUGUGCCACACUUAUGUACGAUGCACACGUUCCGUCUCUAUCCCAGCACCAGCCUACUAUGCCCGCCUGGUGGCUUUCCGGGCACGAUACCACCUGGUGGACAAGGAGCAUGACAGUGGAGAGGGGAGCCACAUAUCGGGGCAGAGCAAUGGGCGGGACCCCCAGGCCCUGGCCAAAGCUGUGCAGGUUCACCAGGACACUCUGCGCACCAUGUACUUCGCUUGAAGGCAGAACGCUGUUACCUCACUGGAUAGAAGAAAGCUUUCCAAGCCCCAGGAGCUGUGCUGCCCAAAUCCAGAGGAAGCAAGGAGGAGGGAGGUGGGGUAGGGAGGAGUACAGGAGGCCUUGUUUCUUUCUAUAGCAGGGGUAUUAGGGUGGGGAACAGGGUCAGCAAGACAGACCAUCAGCCAGAAAUCUCUGAUGUCAACCUCAUAUCCCCACCCUUUACCCCAUCUUGUCACAUCUGGCUCUGACUCCAUUGGACCAAGAGGGGUAGCGCUGAUGCCCACCAUACUCACAGGUGUCUCAUGUGACUCUCAGUGCUAAAACUCACGCUUGACAGCUUGGUAAGGUUGGCUCUGCAGCCCUGUGGACAAAUGCUGGUAGGUUUGGAUUUGUUAUUUUAGAUGGGAAAGUGAGGGGCUUGAGAAACUGGGUGGGAUGAGGGAAGGAUUUUUUAGGAGCCUUAAUCAGAAAAGGUCUAGAUUUGUUUAAGAAGAAAAAUGAAACCAGACCCAGAUCAAUAUUUUAGGAUACUAGAUGUUUUCAAGGGUUCAGAAACCAGUUUGUAGGAAGAUUUUUAAUGUUAAUGGUUUUGGUUGCUCCUCCCCCAGUCCCCCCAUUCCACUCUCCCACAUUUUCUAUCCCUUACACUUCCUCCCUGACAGACAUCCAGCCCCCCUAGUAACACUUAAGGCACUAUGGCACUUAGCUCUGAAGUGACACGACCCUGUCUUCCUUCCGCCUGCUGGUGGGUAACCAGUGCCUUCCCUGUAAUGGUAAUGCUGCAGAACUGCAACCUUUUGUACCUUUCUUUGGGGGUAGGGGUGGGGGUGGGAGAGGAGGUAGGUGGGGAAGAAAUAUCCCAAACCCAAUGAGCCUCCAGCCAGAAUGCCAGCUAUUUUGCAUUUGAAGGAAUUGACUUCCACAUUCUUUGAGCUUUUAAAAAGACCCGCAACCUCAAGAUGGUUAAAAUCCAUUGACAUUUGCACUUUCAAACAUAACAAGUCUCUGAGCUGCUGAGAUGACUGGCCCCUGGCUUUUCCACUUUUGCCUCCUUCUUACCCUGUCCCCAUGCCUCCCACCUUACUGGGUCUGGAGUUACUUUCAUAGCAUUUCUCACUUUUGGCGGUGUUUUUUUCCCCUGAUGCUCAAGUCUUGUGUUUCAAUUAUUUCACAACCAGGGUGUCUUAUAACAGAAGAUCCUUAGAUCUAAAAUAAGAAAAAAAAAUCCUAAAUGUUAUUUUUAUACCAUAACUUGAGUCUAUUGCCAAAAUCUGGAAAUCCCUCCCAUGCCUGAUGAGUUUACAUCCUGGAAACAUUGAGCCAUCCGAAGGAACUAUGUACCUGACUCAUUCUCUGGCCUUCCUAGGAAAAGGGUGGUUGUGUCCCCAAAUUGGGACUCAGGCUCUGUUCUUCCUCUGUGCAGAUAAUACCUUUUUCUUGCUGCAGGCUCCUUCCUCUGCACUGUCCUGCACUCCUUCCUGCAAGUGCAUCUUUCCUUUCCCUGGACUGAACUGUUCUUUGACCUCUGACUCAUCCCAAAUUCUAGUGUGUCCUGUGGGCAGGCUGGGGAGUUUUGCUGCUCCUGGUUGCUUCUGUUUACACAAAUGAAAUUUUUCCUGGUUCCCACUAGGGCAUGUGAGUGGGUGUCAUGGGUUUUGUUUGUUUUUCCUUUUUUCCCCUUUAGAUAUGGUGUUUGGCUCUCUUGCAGGACUAGAGAAGGAAAGGGCUUCUAGCUUGGUACUUGUGGGCCUUGAGACAAGCCCUCCUCUUUCCUUGACUGUUCCUCCCUACUACUUGUUGGGGAGUUUCAACUUCAGUGUCGAAAUCCUCUUUUUGAGGCACAUGGGCUUGAGUUUACCCCACUCUGGUUAUGAAGCCAUGAUACUUUAGACCUAGCCCAAGCCUGGAGGCCAGCUGGAAGUAGUGUCUGAAUCCUGCCCUGUGGAGGUACAGCUACCCUUUCUUCUCCCCAGCAGCCCUUGUAUAGACCCAGAUUUGCUAUGCAAAAUAAUCUAUCCCAGGUUCUGUUCUGGUUGGCUAUCUUGGUCAGCAAUUUCAGAAAGUAGCACAAACAUUCAUUGUGGAGAAAGCAACAGGACUAUUGAGUGAUUGCUCCUCUGCUUUUUUUUUUCCUUCUGGUAUAGCUUGAGGUAUCCCUUGGGCACAACAAGCCCAGCUGACGAACAGAAUGGAGGGCCCUGGGAAGAGGCAGCUCAGUGGAGAGCCUACAUUCCUUACACAAGUGCCUAAAGAGAGUGAUGCCAACACUCCAUCUGCCCUGUCCAUCGCCUUCAUAUGCAGUCUACUUCAUGUUCCGUUACCCUUUGGGGAGGGAGCUCUCCUAGGACAAUGGGCUCUGCAUGUUCUCUUCUUGGGUACAUUUUGGGGCUGGGAUAAGGGUACUGUUCCUGGAGGGAGGGUCCAGUCAUUCACCAGCAUUUGCAAAUGUCCAAAGGGAGCAGGUGGCAGUCACUACUCCCAGCAACAAGUUUGUGUUCUCUCCUUUCUGUCUUUGCCUCACUCUCUCCAGUUGGAUUUCAAGCUGAGGCUUGAAAGGCAUUUUAGUCCUUUGACAUUGUAUGUGCCAUUCAGUCAAUAAAAGCAAGAGAAGUAGCUUGGGCAAUGAUAAGAAAACUAACUUUUUGCUCUGAUUAAAAAAAAAGUCUCUUAAGACUUGAAAAAUUCCCUGACUAUUCUUGUUUGAAAGGUGGUACAUGCACAUUGAAAAAUGUUUCAAGAUUUGGUUUAAGUGGUGCUUUUUACCAAACUCUGAGGAGGCACUGGGAAGACCCCAGCUUUAUCCUUUUAGGUCUCUUGUUCCCUUUGUUCUACUCUUUCUGCCUGACUUUUCCUCUUCUUGCUUUCCCUGCCUUACUUUUCCUUUUUUCUGUUCACUGAGCCUGCUUGCUGGCUGGCCUGCCUGCCUGCCUGCCUGCCUAUGUGAUGAUGAAUUCUCUGCAUGGCCACAGUGAUCCUACUUGCCACUGUUAGUUGUCAAGGUCAGGCUUAACCCCUUGGCUGCAGAAGACCAAGAACCUGUUCCUAAUACCAGUGGUGUUAACCCUGGGGUGUAAUGUAGAAAAGCUUACACUGGGGCAUGGCAGUAGGCCCUCCCCAACUAGCAUGAAAUUGAGAGGGCUUCUGGCAGUUUCUACAUCUGUUCAUUCCUUGGAGCUGGUUUCUCUCAUUGCUUUUUCUAAUUCUGUUUCUUUUUCUCUACCUGGGGCUUCUCUUUACUGAGGAUGUUCUAGGGUUGAGCUAGUUCGGGAUUCAGGGUUAGAGGGUUAGAAGAUGGAUAUAGAGGAAGAUGAGUGAAAAGAAGAGAAUGGAGAGUUUGGAUAGGAGAUGGGAAAGCAGAAGAGUACUCUAGUUAUUUAUCCAGCCCAUUGGUUGAGGUGCUAUGCUGGCUCUGAGGAUAAGCCUGGGGCUAUUGUUGCUGGAACUUUCGCUUCCAAUAAGGCUGAAGAAAAAGGUACCUAAAAGUGUGAAAGCUUCCUAAAAAGUUCCACUUUCCCACCUGCUACAUAGCUUCUCUGUAGCUUCUUCUUUAAGCAGCAAUGUUUUCUGGGUAGUUUUCUUUUUCUGUCCAAAAUUUUGUAAACAAGGCCAGUAUACAUGAUGGGCAGCCAAGGAGACUCUGUUUUCCUAGCUGACCCAUGCAAUAUCUAUAUGGCUGGUAGGACAGUGUUUUAGACCAGGCAUAAUAUGUAAAAAAGAAGGAUCAAAGUUCCUUCCCUUUCAGGGUAGAAAAGUCAUCUCAAACUAGCCAAAAGGCAGUUUUGGAAAUUACAUCAGGGAAGGUUAUUUUUAUUUAUUUACUGAGGUUAGGCCAGUCCAGGAUACUAGCUGGGAUGCCUUCCUUCUCAAGGUCUGAUAAUGGCA